ACUUUGCUCUGGUUCUGGAGCUCUCUACAUCUCAUGCACUCUCUACACUCCUGAGUACCACCACUGAAGGAACAUUCUCGGUUUUGUCUGCACCAACAAAGACACCCUCUCCCACAUCUCAGCCUGGUUUGAAUUAUAGACCAAGUUGUAGUCAAAUUCGUUUUGGCAUGCAUGCAUCAAUUCUAAAUUUAAAGCCCUGCACCUUCAUUUGGCUAAGUUAAGUAUUCUAUCUCACAAAUUACAGCUGUGGCACCAACCAUGUUGCAUCCAAUUGUUACAACAGUUGGACUUCAAAAAACCCGUGUAGCUAUCUUCACUUUACUUGACCUUGCCAUUAGUGGACUCUUUGUUUGAAAGUUGUUUUUAUAUUUGCAGGUUUUUACUCUGCUAUUGAACCAGUAAUUAGGGGAAUAUGUUGCUCCUGUGUUUUUGUCAGAGGCUCAUCUGCAAUAGGGUGUUCUCUGAAACUCUACUCUGAUGAACACACACUGCUGGUCUUCAACAUUUCUCGGGGAACAAAUGAUUAUGUAGCUACCAGUUUUAAAAUGCUUUACGAUGCAACAAACAGGGGUAUUUGGUUUGUCUGUGCAUGAAAUACAAGAGGAUGGAUCUGAAGGGCCUUCUAUGUUUCACCUUCAAGAUGAAAAGCUUGAAAUCAGGCCAAUCUGUGGCAACACCAAGCCUGAGAGUGCUUCAAAAUCCAGAGUAAUGACUGGACUUUCAGUUGCACUGAGUCUAGCACUGGUUAUUCUCCUACUGACUACUCUGACCACGUGCUUCUUGUUGGUUACAAACCAGAGGGCCAGACACAAGAGAAAUAGCACAAUCACACAAAGUGAUCUCCAAGCAGUUUCACCCUUGUGUCUUCAAACUCUUGAAGAUGACAAACUAGAAACGCAAGCAGUUGUCAAAACAGUGAAGCUGUAAACAAGAGAAGAAAGUAUUAUAGUAGUUCGUUUGCAGACAACACAAACCAUAGUGUAUACCCAAUGAACUCUGUUAUCUUAGGAAUUUAUUGCUGUUUCAUGUAACUGAUGACUUUGUAGAAAUCCACAUGUCCUACAGUUUCCUAGUCAACCGAGUUUGUUUAAAGUAACUGACCAU
Molecule: messenger RNA, 1104 nt
Organism: Geodia barretti
Lineage: Eukaryota; Metazoa; Porifera; Demospongiae; Tetractinellida; Geodiidae
Source: the annotation of a GenBank genome assembly